CCAACCCAGGCCGUCCCAGAGCAGAGCACCACCCAACGCCGGACGCAGACGCAGAGGCCCGGCGCGCCGGUCGGUCCCCUCCCAUGCUCGCCGGCGUCGGCCGCCGCUGAUGCCCAGCCUGCCCAAGGACCGCCCCGCUGGCCGCCUCGGCCGCCUCAUCUCCGCGCUCCGCCCCGCGCGCACCGGCCCGCUCCCCGUCCAGACCGGCUUCCCCACCUCCCUCGCCGACCUCUUCGUCAAGAACCAUGGCCGCCUCAAGAAGCAGGGCCCCUCCUCCAACAGGCGCAAGCGGCGCGGCGCUCCCGCUCUGCCUUCUUCCCCCGAGCCCUCUCCCCCGGCCCCCUCCCCACCUCCCUCGCCUCCGCCGGCCGCCGUCUCCCCGCCGUCGGCCCAGCCAAGGCCCGGCCUUCCGCUGGCGGAGCCCGUCUGCCGCCCCGGAGGCGGGGCCGCAGGGCUCGGCCUGGGAUUCCUCGCGCUCGUCGGCGUGGCGUCCCUCGCCCUCCUCGUGAUCUGGAGCAGGAAGGUGGUUGCGGCCGUCACCGUCGCCGCCUUCUCGCUCUUCCUGCUGGAAUCCGUCAGGCCGUCCUCGCUUCGCCGGAGGCCCCGGCCCCCGGCGCUGGAUAUCGACGGCCGCGGCUAUGUCUCCCCGAUCCGGGAGGCUGAGCCGGACCCGGAGCCGCCGGGAUCGAGCUUCUCGGACUCCGGCAGGGGGAUCAGCGCCUCCAUCCUCGGCAUUGAAGAGGCGGGCGAGGAUUCGUGCCGUUGGGAGGCGAAGCCGAGGAAGAGGUCGCCAUGGAGGAAACUAAUCCCCAGGAAAUUGCAGAGCGGCCGGAGGAUCGGCAAGGAGUCGGGCUCCCUGUCUCUAUCCAGCUCUUUCCGCAGCGAGGUCAGCGUGGCGGACUCCACGCUCGGCGGCAAUGGCAAUGCCAAUGCCAAUGCCACCAGGGGGGCGACGGAUCCCGCGGACUCUUGCCGCGGCAGGCGCAGCCAAGCGGCGAACGCCGUGGUGGGCAGGUCGCCGGAUUCGUCAGGCCCUCUCCGCGGCAUCAUGGGCGACGGCGACGGCGCGGUCAUCAGAUCGCUGGACUCGUCGGGCCCCCUCCGCGGCAUCAUGGGCGCCGAGGCGUGCUGCGCGCCGACGGAAACCGACGAGCCGGCCGGUGUCAACGGCGUAGGGGGAGGAGGCCGGUUCCCUUUGGUAGCUGUAAUCCUGGUCGUCCUGGUAGGCCUGGUCGCCGGGAGGCUCCCGGCCGUGGCGCUCACGGUGCUCUGGGCCGUGCUGGUCGGCCGGCUCCAGACGAGAUCGCGGCGGGACGGCGAUCGAUCGGUGUAGGAGCCUCCUCCCGAUCCCCAGGGUUGAUGUAAAUUAGUGAGUGAGUGAGUCGCCAUUAAACAGGCAGGAGUGAGUGGUGGUGGUACUAUAAUCCUUGCAUAAUUUGUUCUUAAGUUAUUGAAAGCUUGAGUGCACUCCAUGAUUCCUGAUA
This is a messenger RNA of Hordeum vulgare subsp. vulgare (domesticated barley), 1484 nucleotides long. RefSeq lists its product as uncharacterized. The transcript has a single exon. The record is from RefSeq and is a predicted model, not a curated record. The coding region runs from base 110 to 1333 and encodes 407 amino acids. NCBI's taxonomy places the organism in Eukaryota, Viridiplantae, Streptophyta, Magnoliopsida, Poales, Poaceae.